Messenger RNA from Trematosphaeria pertusa, 1245 nucleotides. Its product is annotated as glycoside hydrolase family 18 protein. Gene Ontology annotation, molecular function: chitin binding. The record is from RefSeq and is a predicted model, not a curated record. Lineage: Eukaryota; Fungi; Ascomycota; Dothideomycetes; Pleosporales; Trematosphaeriaceae. The annotation marks the transcript as partial. Gene Ontology annotation, biological process: carbohydrate metabolic process. The transcript has 2 exons.
AUGUGUGGCGUCGACUCCGACGGCGGAAACAAGAAGUGUCCACUCAACCUUUGUUGCUCGUAUUACGGCUGGUGUGGGACGAAUUCUACCCACUGCGGAGAUACGGACCAGGAAGGAAACAAGACACCGUGCCAGAAGGACUUUGGCAAGUGCGAAGUCGUGCCUCCCCCGAAAUGCGAGAAGGAAGCCGGCAGCGCAACACACGGUCGACACAUUGCCUAUUACCAAUCGUGGAAUACACGCACUCGACUAUGCAAUCGCAUUCGGCCGAGGCACAUCAAUGCUACGGGCCUAAGUCAUUUGAACUUCGCGUUUGCCUCCGUUGACCCUCGUACCUUCCGCAUUCAGCCAAUGCAUCCCGACGAUGUUGAUCUCUAUCGCGAAUUCACCGCUUUGAAGACGGACAAGCUCGAGACGUGGAUUGCAGUCGGUGGUUGGGAGUUCAGCGACCCGGGCCCAACACGCACUACUUGGUCUGAUAUGGUCAGCUCCAGGGAGAAUCGCGCUGAAUUCAUCGACUCGACUGUCAAAUUCAUGGACGAGUACGGUUUUCAGGGCCUCGAUAUAGACUGGGAGUAUCCUGCUGCCAAGGAACGCGGCGGCAAAGAGGUCGACACAGAUAACCAAGUGGCCCUCGUCAAGGAACUUCACGCUGCAUUUGGCGAUCGUUUUGGCCUUUCCAGCAUUCUGGCACCCGACUUCUGGUACCUGCGUGGCAUGGAUCCGAAAGCGAUGGAGGAGCAUGUCAAUUGGUUUAACUUCAUGGGAUAUGAUCUCCAUGGGCCGUGGGACGGGGAUAUCUCGGCUCUCGGAGCAAAGAUUCGUCCCCACACGGACCUACGAGACAUUGACAAAGAUCUCCUACCGCUGUGGUUCGACAAAUUAGAUCCUAAGAAAGUCAACAUCGGCAUGGCAUACUAUGGCCGCGGCUACACCGCGUCGAAGAAAGACUGUCUGCAAUUUGGUUGUGAUUUCGCCGGCGCGAGCAAGGCCGGGAAUUGCACCCAGUUCGAAGGCUUCUUGUCCAACUACGAGAUCGAGCGCAUUAUCAAGCAAAAGGGCUUGACGCCGGAACUGAUGAAGGAGGCUGCUGUUAAACAGAUUGCCUGGGAUGACCAGUGGGUCGGUUAUGAUGACGGAGAGACUCGUGCCCUGAAGAUCGAUUACGCCAACGAACACUGUCUGGGAGGAACUUUUAUUUGGGCUAUCGACUACGAUUCCGGCAUUGGAAGCGGAAAUACUCCG